CCUCCUCCCUGACUCAUCCGGCCAUUCCCGAGGCUGGCCCAGCCCCAGCCCCCUUCUCACGCUGCCACGGGGCCGCAUCCUGGGGAUUGUUUUCCGGGCAGGCAGGCGGGAGAGGCCGGGAGCCGCUCCAAGGGCCAUCCAUCACUCCCAAGCAGCCAAGCCCGUCCCGAUGAAAGGAGGAUGGACAUGUCCCUGGCAGGGGGGGGCCCUGGAGGCUGCCAACCCCCUCCCCGCACACCCACCCACUGCGGCUGCGUGCGGCCGCCCCAAGCCCGGGCAAGUUUCUCGUCCCUUCCCCGGGGCUGCCGCAAUUUCCAUUAAUAGCCAGCUGAGCAGCCCAGCAGGCUAAAAAUAACCCCGGGCCCUCUUCAUAAGGCCCCGCCGGCCUCCCCCCCCGGCAGCCCCACACGCCAUGGCCGAGCGCCGCGUCCCCUUCACCUUCCUGCGCAGCCCCAGCUGGGACCCCUUCCGCGACUGGUACCAUGGCAGCCGCCUCUUCGACCAGUCCUUCGGGAUGCCCCACAUCCCCGAGGAUUGGUACAAGUGGCCCAGCGGCAGCGCCUGGCCCGGGUAUUUCCGCCUGCUGCCCCGGGAGAGCGCCCUGAUGCCGGCGCCCGGCUCGCCCCUCGGGCAGGCGCUGAGCCGGCAGCUCAGCAGCGGCAUCUCCGAGAUCCGCCAGACCGCCGACAGCUGGAAGGUCACCUUGGACGUCAACCACUUCGCACCCGAGGAGCUGGUGGUCAAGACCAAGGAUAACAUCGUGGAGAUAACCGGCAAACACGAGGAGAAGCAGGAUGAACACGGCUUCAUCUCCAGGUGCUUCACCCGAAAAUACACCCUUCCCCCUGGCGUCGAAGCCACGGCCGUGCGGUCCUCGCUGUCUCCCGAUGGAAUGCUGACGGUGGAGGCUCCCCUGCCCAAACCUGCCAUCCAGUCUGCCGAAAUCACCAUCCCCGUCACCGUGGAGAGCCAGGCCAAGGAGCCGGCCAAGAAGUAGGCGGCACCGAGGAGGAGGAGGAGGAGGAAGAGGAGAAGCCGCCGCUGCCCCCCGCCCCCAGCUGCUCCCUCACGCCCACCCCCUUUUUACUGUUGAUUUUGUACUCGCCCUGCCACUGAGUGCCUUGAAUAAAUGUGAAGGAACCGAGAGAAUCAGCCGGAAUAAAAGCUGGUGAAAGAAA
This is a messenger RNA of Vidua macroura (Pin-tailed whydah), 1178 nucleotides long. RefSeq names its product heat shock protein family B (small) member 1 (gene HSPB1). The transcript has 3 exons. Gene Ontology annotation, molecular function: protein folding chaperone. Gene Ontology annotation, biological process: protein refolding; response to heat. The coding region runs from base 413 to 997 and encodes 194 amino acids. The record is from RefSeq and is a predicted model, not a curated record. NCBI's taxonomy places the organism in Eukaryota, Metazoa, Chordata, Aves, Passeriformes, Viduidae.